AACGCCGUGAAGCUCUACCUCCAUAUCGGAGGGAACACCCCCAAAGCGAAGUGGGUGGUGUCGGAGAAGCUGAGCUCGUAUGGCUUCAUCAAGAUGCUGAAAAUUGAUGGCGAGGAGGAGUACGAUGAGGAUGAAUUGGGCCGGGGUGAAGGAUUUUGGAAAGUGGGGAGGAAAUUUAGGGCUAGGUUUUCGACUGAUUUGCAGAUGAAGUUUUUCGGGGACCAGAGGAGGGUCGAUUUCGUUGACUGCGGUGUUUGGGCUUUGAAAUUUGAUCCAAGCCAUUUCCCGGGGUCACUAAGAACUCAGCUUGAUCCUACUGCCUUUGAUUUCCAGUUAUACAACUGGCUCUCUAACAGCCCGUCAGAAAUGGAAAGCUACAUUAGGCCUGGUUGCAUUGUUCUUUCUCUGUAUUUGUCGAUGCCAUCUUCUGCCUGGGAUCAACUGUUCACUUCCCAAGGCUCCAAGGAUGGUCAUGAAUUCCUGCCGUCUCUCCCCACUACCAUCACUGUCAGAAGUAUUGAUGUUGACUUUUGGGGAAAUGGGAGAUUUUUGGCUUAUACUUAUAGACAAAUGGUUGUACUU
Striga asiatica is the source of this 582-nucleotide messenger RNA. The record is from the annotation of a GenBank genome assembly. Lineage: Eukaryota; Viridiplantae; Streptophyta; Magnoliopsida; Lamiales; Orobanchaceae.